Trichomycterus rosablanca is the source of this 2152-nucleotide messenger RNA. Its product is annotated as complement factor H-like. The record is from RefSeq and is a predicted model, not a curated record. NCBI's taxonomy places the organism in Eukaryota, Metazoa, Chordata, Actinopteri, Siluriformes, Trichomycteridae. Bases 29 to 1438 code for a protein of 469 amino acids. The transcript is spliced from 9 exons.
UCUGUCAGUAAACUUGUUUUUUUGAAGAAUGGAGCCAAGUCUAAUUGUCCUAUUCCUUUUUAACUUUGUCAGGGUUUUUGCUUUAUCAAGUGACGAUGGUGUCAUCCGAUUGUCUGAUCAGUCAGCCUGUCCAAAGGUGCUCCCUCAAGUCGAAAAUGCAAAGGUUUCUAAUUCUUCUCUAAAGAGCAUAUAUACUCAGGGAGAUAAAUUAACCUACAGUUGUCAGGAAGGAUAUACAGGAAGAAUCACUUUUAUUUGUGAUGGGCACACAUGGGUGAAGACUCGAAAAACUGAAUGUUCACGUAAGCGUUGUGAACUUCCUAGUGACAUUCCGAAUGGCAAUUUUAUGAUAGUGAAUGGCACUGAUUUUGUUUAUGGAACCACUAUCAAAUACAUAUGCAAAAAAGGCUACCACAUGGUGAAUUUGGUAGACACUAGAACAUGUUUGGCUGGUGGCUGGAGCAACCGCUUGCCUGAGUGUAAAGAAUUGUCAUGUAUUCCACCUGAAACUGAUAGGAACAUCACAGUUGAUGGAAUUUAUAAUUAUGAUAGCCCAAUACGACCUGGACAUACGUUACAAUUCAGAUGUAAUAGCCCUGAACUUAAUCUAGACGGACCUAAUGAAAUCACAUGCAAUGAAAAUGGAGACUGGAGUGACUCAUUUCCCAGAUGUGUAGAAACCAUUUGUGAGAUUGAAGAGAUUCAAAAUCAAGUGUCUGUGGUUGGACUGCCAAAAAAUGAUGCAUCUAUGAAGUAUGGACACAAAUUACAGUUCUACUGCCCCCAACUCGACAUGGUUUUAAGUGGAAGCAAGGAAGUCAGCUGCUCAGCUGGAGGAAAAUGGAGCCACCCUUUUCCUAUUUGUGAAGAGAUUAUUUGCAAGGAGGAGAAACUCAUUAAUAUUAGAAUUGUCAAUGGAUUCCCAGGCAUAGUGCCACCUUUUAAACCCCAACAUACUUUACAUUUCCAAUGUAUUAACAGUAGGUUCAUCAUGAGGGGAGAGUCAUCGGUUACAUGCAGAUUUGAUGGAAAAUGGAGCAGUCCAUACCCUACAUGUUCAGCAAGAGAUACAUGUGAGCCUCCUCCAGUUUUUGAAUUUGCAGUGUUGACUACUUUGCUGAAAUCCUUUUACAACAGUGGUGAAACCAUUUCAUACUCAUGUCCCCAAUUCUAUACUAUGACUGGGAAUCCCACCCUUACCUGCCAUCAAGGAAAAUGGAAUGGAAUGCUAAAGUGUUUAAAACCAUGCAUUUUAAGCAUAGAACAGAUGGAUACCUAUAACAUACAGCAAUAUUAUGGACAAAAGAGAAUAAUGUACUCAGCUCAUGGACAGUACAUUAGAUUUGCAUGCCAGGAUGGAACAUAUGCAAGAAGCAAUGUCAAUGACUUUUAUCAGCCAUGCAGUGAUGGACAUAUGCAGUUACCUUAUUGUCAGUAAAUCAACUCAGGCUACUACUAAAUUAAAACUAUGUCAGAAUGGUAAUGUUUUAAAGAUAAAUAAUGUUAAAUGUAAUAAGAUCUAUGUACUACACGAUUAUUUGAGUGAAUAUUUUAAGGAUAAGAUCUUAAAUGCUAUUUGAUGACUUUUUGAAUAACUACCAUAAUAACACCAAUAAAAAAGGUUACAGUACCUAGAGAAAAUCAUUCAUUCCUAUCGAACUAUUUGCAUUUUGUCACAUUAUACCAUGAAAAUGAAAGUAAAUAAGGCAAGUUUUCCAGCUGUAUUAUAAUAAUUUAGUAAAAAUCAAAACUUGAUUUGGAUAAGUGAUUGGCCCCUUAUAGUACCCAUUACAAAUUUAUGUCCAACCAAUCACCUUUCAAAUCACACAUCGGGUGGCACGUGGGUAUCACUGUCGCCUCACGGCAAGAAGGUCCUGGGUUCGAUCCCAAGGUGGGGUGGUCUGCGUCCUUUCUGUGUGGAGUUUGCAUGUUCUUCCCGUGUCUGCGUGGGUUUACUCUGGGUGCUCCGGUUUCCUUCCACAGUGCAAGACAUGCAAGUGAGGUGAAUUGGAGACACUAAAUUGCCCAUGACUGUGUUCGAUAUAACCUUGUAAACCGAUGAAUCUUGUGUAACUACCGUUUCUGUCGUGAAUGUAACUGAAGGGUGUAAAACAUGAUGUUAAAAUCCUAAUAAACAAACAAACAAACCAAA